AUGCCAGGCAAAUACGACGAUGCACCAUUACCAUUCACGUCCACCGCUCCUCUACCCACUCGACGACCCACGUUAUCAAAUAACAAAUCGAACAAUAACGUCAAUGGCAGAUCAGCUACAUUGAAGCGUGGUAAAACACUGACUAGACCGGAAAGACAUGUCGCACCCGUUCCAUUGAUCGCCCCACCACCAACAGCGUUUUCGAAUUCAAAUAACGCUUCUUCAUCUUCUAGUUUCCCACUUUCAUCUUCGACGACAAACGGAUUAGAUUGGUGGAUAGUAUGGUGUUACGCUACGACAUGGUGGGCACCACCGAUAGUCCUAAAAUGGUUUGGAAUAAAAGAGAAACAAAGCAGACAGGCUUGGAGAGAAAAAGUGACUCUUUGUUGGAUAGCAAUUCUGUUAGGUGGUAUAGUCGGUUUCGUCACUAUGGGUCUGCAGAAAGCUUUAUGUCCCGAUGGUGGUAAUCAAGGUCAUUUAUAUGAUAGAUUGGGUGAAGAUGACUUAACACUCAGUAUUUCGGGAUAUGUAUUCAAUGUAUCCACAUCGAAAACGCAGGAAACGGUUGAUUUCUAUGCUUUAUCAAAACAAAUGGCAGGUCAAGAUAUCACGAAUCUCUUCACUCGUACAAUAGCAGAUUAUCCACAAUGUCAAUCAACGGCCAAAUACACCACCUCGCCUUUCUGUGCAAAUUCCACUACGACGACUACUAGUACAACGACUUCUACAACAGCCGAUUGUCCAUUAGAUAAACCAGGAGAUUCAACAUUUUCUGCAUUAGGUAUACAGAACACGUCCAAGAUAGAAGGAUAUAGUUGGGAACAAGUUGCGGCAUUGAAAGAUUAUUUGGUUCUAGAUGGUGUCGUAUUGAACAUGUCACCAUAUCUACUUGCUAAUCCAACAGCUAUUCAAGGGGAUGAAGUAGACACUGCUAUUCGUCAAGUACUCUCAAAUCAAUCAACAUCCGGUAAAGAUGCCACAAGAUUGUUUUAUCAUAGAAAAGCAAUGCAAGAAUCAAUACCAUGUAUGCAAGCAAGAUAUGCCGCUGGACGAAUAGAUAAAGUAGCUCCUGGUUGUUUCGUAGCAAGUUUAUUCCUUUACACUUCACUAGGUGUAAUCCUAGGUGUCGUGGUUGUAAGAUUCAUCAUGGCUUGUAUAUUCAACUGGUUCAUUUCAGCAAGAUUGGUUCUACCACCUAGAGAUUUAGCUAGAACAGCAAUUAGUCCAGCUGUAAUGCCUGAAGGAGCCAACAUGUCUGUUCACAAUAAAACUGGAACGGCGCCUUGGUCAAAUUCAAAUACGAAUUCGAGUAAACAAAAAGUAAAAAAUGGGAAAAAGAUCAACGGAUUACCAAAUUCAUCUUCUACUACACUAGUCAAUAACCCGUCAUCACCUGAACCAUUAAUAUCGUUAGCCAAAAUUGGAGCAGAAUUAUUCACUGUUUGUUUGGUAACUUGUUAUUCUGAAGGAGCCGAUUCAGUCAAAGGUACAAUAGAUUCAAUCGCAUCAACGAAUUAUUCAGAUUCAAGAAAAUUGAUUUGGGUAGUUUGUGAUGGUAUGAUUACUGGUCAUGGAGAAAAAAUGUCAACACCAGAUAUAUGCGUAGCUUUAAUGGAUGCUGAUCCGAGAUUUGGGAAUCCGAUGCCAAUGGGCUAUAUAGCUGUUGGUAUAGGUGCCAAAAGGGAAAAUAGAGCAAUGGUUUAUGCUGGACAUUAUGUCUCAAAGAACGGUCAUAGGACACCAACAAUCAUAGUCGUGAAAUGCGGUAUGCCAUCAGAAGCAAGGGAUAAAAAACCUGGUAAUCGUGGUAAAAGAGAUUCUCAACUUAUUCUCAUGAAUUUCUUCUCAAGAGUAACAUACAAUGAUAGAAUGUCUCCAUUGGACUUCGAUAUUUUUAGGAAAGUUCAGACUUUGACGGGUGUAACGCCUGAUUACUUUGAGACUUGUUUGAUGGUUGACGCGGAUACCCGCAUCUACCCCGACUCGCUUCGAUACCUGGUCAACUGUAUGCACAAAGACAACAUGAUCAUGGGAGUAUGUGGGGAAACUCGAAUAGCAAACAAGCGACAAUCAUGGGUGACAGCAAUUCAAGUCUACGAAUAUUUCAUCUCACAUCAUCAUGUCAAAGCAUUCGAGUCUGUCUUUGGUGGUGUGACAUGUUUACCUGGUUGUUUCAGCAUGUACCGAAUCAAAGCUAGAAAAGAUACCGAUAACGAUUGGGUACCGAUUUUGGUGAAACCUGAGAUCGUUUCUGAAUAUUCACAAUCCGAAGUUCAUACCUUACAUCAAAAGAACCUUUUACUCCUAGGAGAAGAUCGAUUCUUAUCAACGAUAAUGUUACGUACUUUCCCUCGAAGAAAGAAUAUUUUCUUACCUCAAGCUAAAUGUCGUACUGUUGCACCGGAUACUUUUUCAGUGUUAUUGUCACAAAGAAGAAGAUGGAUCAAUUCGACAGUACACAACCUGAUGGAAUUAGUAAGAGUGAGGAAUCUAUGUGGAACUUUUUGCUUUUCGAUGCAAUUUGUGGUAUUCAUGGAUCUAGUGGGAACGGUAGUUUUACCAGUGGCUAUCUGUUUAACAGGAGCUUUAAUCAUCAAUUCAAUUAUAGAUCCACCAAAUUCAUUCCAAGAAGCUAUUCCUUUGAUGUUAUUAGCGGCAGUAUUGGGUUUACCAGCAAUUUUGAUUUUAAUCACUACUAGAAAAGUCAUUUAUGUGGCUUGGAUGGUCGUUUAUCUAUUCGCAUUACCGAUUUGGAACUUCGUACUACCGGUCUACUCGUUCUGGCAUUUCGAUGAUUUCUCAUGGGGUGAGACUAGACGAGUGGAAGGAGAAGUCCGAUCAAAAGGACAUGAUGACAAGACGGCUGUCUUUGAUGGAACGACGGUACCGCUGAGAAGAUGGGAAGAUUGGGAGAAAUCAAGAUUGAGAAAAUUGAGACGAGAAGAGAAAAGGAGAAGAGAUAUGGAAAGAACUUUCGGUGCUGGAUUCCAUGGAGAUAACGAUGGAUUAGGACCUGGGCCAAGAGGUGCAUGGGCGAGAAGUGAAUAUGAAAGUGAUUCGGGGAGUGUCUUCGGUAGCGAAGAAGAUGUAUGGGGUGCUGAGAUUGGUGGUUAUAACGAGAACAACCCAGCAUUCCCACCACCACCCAUCGCUUUACCUGCUGAUUCGUACAACCAUGAUGAUCUCGGAGGUCAGACAUUAGGAAUGGACGAAAUGGCAGCUAUAUUAGAUUCAGGAUUUGAUGAUCGACCUCAAGCUUCUUUCAGACCAAAUGGAAAUAUACCAAGUCCACUUCACAGACAUCAACAUGAUUUCACUUCACCAACACUUUCCAACACCCACACCAAUGGAUAUAUGGACAUGAAUACGAACAUGAACAUGAAUGGAUCAGGACCUAGAACACCUGAUAUGCCAACUACUGCCAAUAGUGUCUCUUCUUCGAUCGAAAGCAGACCACAAGGGAAUGGACAUGCUAAAAAAAGAUCUGGAGGUGUUAAUUCUCAACAAGCUAGAAAAUACGGUCCGUUAGGUCCUCUAGCGGAUGAUGAUACGGGCUGGGGGAAUGGGAAUCCAAAUGGCAAUACAAAUGGAUUCAAAGGUCGUAAAUUGUAG
Molecule: messenger RNA, 3612 nt
Organism: Kwoniella shivajii
Lineage: Eukaryota; Fungi; Basidiomycota; Tremellomycetes; Tremellales; Cryptococcaceae
Exons: 6
Coding region: 1-3612 (1203 amino acids)
Cellular component (GO): cell septum; cell periphery
Molecular function (GO): chitin synthase activity
Source: RefSeq, a predicted model, not a curated record